Messenger RNA from Hemicordylus capensis (graceful crag lizard), 1852 nucleotides. RefSeq names its product osteoclastogenesis associated transmembrane protein 1 (gene OSTM1). Bases 133 to 1113 code for a protein of 326 amino acids. Gene Ontology annotation, cellular component: cytosol. Lineage: Eukaryota; Metazoa; Chordata; Lepidosauria; Squamata; Cordylidae. The record is from RefSeq and is a predicted model, not a curated record. The transcript has 6 exons.
AACCUAGUUCCCGAAUGUUGACAACAUUGCUCCCCGUUGCACGUGACGGUAUCUCGUUUGCGGCCGCCGCUGCAGUAGGAGGAAGACGCUGCUGCCGAUUGCGCUUCCGCCUCGUCCGGCGGGCACAGUCAGAUGGCCGCUAUGGGCCCGGGCACGCUCCUUCUCCUGCCCGGCGUCUUGCUGGGCCUCUGUGCCGGGGACAGCCUCUUUCUUAGCCGACACUUAUUGCCGAGUGGCCAGGAAGAGAUGGUUUUGGGAGGCCGGCGCCGCCCCCUGUCCCUGGAAAUGUUGGAGGAGGCGGAGGACCUGUCUUUGCUGGGAUCGGGGCUCCUGGGGGACUUGCCUCUGCUGGAACUGGACCCGGAGUGCCAGGAACUCCUGACUGGCUUCACCAACAGUAGCGUGAGGCUGAUAGGUUGCUUACUGCGGAACGCCCGGCCUGUGAGGAUCUGCCAGAACUGCUACCACCAGUUCCAGGAGGUCACGAAUAAUUGGGGGAACAUCUCCACCGGCGUGGGGAACUCUGCGAGUAACAGCUGUGCCAACGUUCUUUUGAUGUCUGAUAGACUGCAGAUAGUUGUGAUCCUGUAUACAUUCUUUAGUGAAACGUGGGACAAAGCAAACUGUGCAAAUUGUUUAAAGAAUAACAGUGAAGGCUUAUCGAAUAGUACAAUGGCGUUUCUGGCCUUAUUCAAUGAAUCCUUGGCAUGCUUUCAACACAACCGCCAGGGGCAAGUAGACAGCUUGCCACCUGGAAACUACACAGAAGUAUGCAAGAAGUGCAAUGUGACUUAUAAAGAGCUGAAUGUCAUGUACAACACGAUGCAGAAGAGCAGUCCCAAACAUGAAUCUGGAGAACAAUCCCAUUUGUGUAUUGACGUGGAAGAUGCAAUGAACAUCACACGAAAGCUUUGGAGCACAACUUUCAACUGUUCUGUCCCCUGCAGCGAUACGGUGCCAGUGAUUGCAGUUUCUUCGUUCAUUCUCUUUUUACCAGUUGUUUUCUACCUGAGUAGCUUCCUUCACUCCAAACAGAAAAAACGUAUCUUGAUUCUGCCUAAGCGGAUCCAGUCAAAUGCCAGUUUUGUGAGCGUCCAAGAAAAAUGCAACUGAGCCUACAGAAUGCAAACCACAACACAAUGCAUAAAUAUAUUUGAUCACUCUGAAGGAGAUAAUUGUGGUUUAGCCUUGUGCAGUAUUGUAGCACAAGUUAAACAAAAUGGUAUGAAACCCUCAAAAGGGCUCAUGCACUGAAAAAGUUUUCAUUAAGACACUGUAUAUGGCCUCCUUGUGAAAGGAAAUAGACACUAUUUCCCCCCCUUCUAUACCUCUGUCUAACUUGGUUUCUGAUUGGUAACUUUUAAAUAUGUACUUGUUUUCAUUGCACAUUCCAAUCCUCACUCUUCUUUAUUUUGGACUGUUAAUCUAAUUUUAAUUUGUGUGUGGUGAAUUUAUAAGUUCACAACCUUUAUUAUAUUUUGUUUGUCUUUCACUUGAAUAUUGAUUGUUCAAGUGUGGCCAGAAAAUGAAAGUCAAACUACUGCCUUAACUGUUAACAGUAUUCUGCAACAUUUGGUUAUAGAAUCAAAUUAUUUCUUGAAAUGCCACAUACAUUAUGUGAAAUAGCUUUGAUAGUUUGAAAUGUCUUUUUACUGGGUACAGAGAAAGCAGAAUGCUACUCAUCUGAAUUAUGUAAUGUUAAUGGAAUCCUGCCUGGGCAGAAACUGUGUGUCUUUUGAUACUGCUGUGGAUUGGGUCCAGUCAUCCAAGUGCCAGGCUAUAAUUGUGGGAUCGUGCUUACUGAGGAACUAUUACUUUUUAAGUACAAAUAUAUUUAUUAUAAUUGAAACAA